AUGACUGAAACCGACUCCACUACUCUGAGGUGUCCAGGUUGCAGAGAGGCACGUGGCACGUUGGGUCUGCUGUCGAUUUUACGGAAACUGAAGAGUACCCCUGACCAGGAGGUGCGAAUCUUGCUUUUGGGUCUGGAUAACGGGGGCAAGACCACAUUACUCAAACAACUGGCGUCGGAGGAUAUCAGUCACAUCACUCCUACACAGGGCUUCAACAUCAAGAGUGUGCAAUCACAAGGUUUUAAACUUAACGUGUGGGAUAUCGGGGGUCAGAGAAAGAUUCGACCUUACUGGAAGAACUACUUUGAGAACACAGACGUGCUGAUCUAUGUUAUAGACAGUGCAGAUCGCAAGAGAUUUGAAGAAACAGGACAGGAGCUGGCUGAGCUGUUGGAGGAGGAGAAGCUGAGUGGUGUUCCAGUCCUGGUCUUUGCGAACAAACAGGACUUACUGACAGCCGCUCCUGCCUCCGAGAUCGCAGAGGGUUUGAACCUGCACACCAUCCGGGACAGGGUGUGGCAGAUCCAGUCCUGUUCUGCACUCACCGGGGAAGGGGUUCAGGAUGGCAUGAACUGGGUCUGUAAGAGUGUCAACUCCAGGAGGAAGUAA
Molecule: messenger RNA, 609 nt
Organism: Chanos chanos (milkfish)
Lineage: Eukaryota; Metazoa; Chordata; Actinopteri; Gonorynchiformes; Chanidae
Gene: arl3b
Product: ADP ribosylation factor like GTPase 3b
Exons: 6
Coding region: 1-609 (202 amino acids)
Molecular function (GO): GTP binding; GTPase activity
Source: RefSeq, a predicted model, not a curated record